UGCAAAAUACAUUUCAGAACGAGGAGACUUUGAAUGGGGCCACAGUGAUGGGAAUCUCAGUAACAAACUCCCAGCUGUGCCUCUGUUCUGGGAAAACUUUCAGUCCAACAAAAACAAAAGCACCUACCAACCAACCAUCUCUCCCAUUUUUGCAUAUUUUCAGUCAUAUAAAGCCCUCCCUUUCCCAAACACCACUUGUUUAUUUUGUGAACCGACCAACCCAACCAUCCCUCCUUCCUCUUCUGAUUCUUGGGUUCUAGCUAAUUUCAUCAAAAGGAUCAACCUCUUUCUCCUAUUGUUCCAUUUUGAUCCCAAUAACAGUACUCAACCCAAUGCCAGAAUCAGCCCCAGAAGUUGUUUUCCACAGCCACACCCCCACCACCUUUCCCCAUGAUGAGAACCUGAGCAGGCUCUCCAUGGAAGAAGAACUCUCCAACUACCACCACCACCACAACGCCGCCAUGGAAAUCGAACAGCAGCUUCAAAACGAGAUGGGGUUUGCCACCAUGGACCAAACCACCACCAUUAACUCUCAUCUUCUCAACCCCUUUGAGACCCAACACCAAGACACAAACUGGGACAACAACAAUGAAAUGCAACAACAACAACUGCCACCAGUUCCAGCACCUGACCUGCUCAGCCUCUUCCACCUGCCGUCCUCUAACUCUGUGCUUCCACACUCCUCCAUUACCUUCACCAAUCCGGGGUCUUUCGGGUACGAGGUGCAGGACUCCUCGGCCAUGUAUGACCCGAUGUUCCAGCUGCCUCCGCAGCCGCAGCCGCCGCUGUUCAGGGAGCUGCUGCAUUCGCUGCCACAUGGGUACAACUUGGGUGGUGGAGGGUCGAGUUUGUUUAGCAAUGGUGGGGAUGAGGUGGACGAUGGGAGCAGGCAGUUGUUUGAGAAUGGGGUGCUGGAGUUUUCCAAGGAGAUGAAGACGUUUGGAAGAGGGAGAACUGGUGGGAAUAAAGGGACCAAGCACUUUGCUACUGAGCGCCAGAGGAGAGUCCAGCUCAACGACAAGUUCUCUGCUUUGAGGGAUCUUGUUCCUAACCCAACCAAACCUGAUCGAGCAUCUGUGGUGGGAGACGCCAUUGAUUACAUACAGGAGCUCAAGAGGACUGUGAGUGAGCUGAAACUUCUUGUGGAGAAGAAAAGGUGUGGAAGAGAGAGGAGCAAGAGGCACAAGACUGAGCAGGACAUAGGUGCCAGAGAUGACGAUGAGAGCUGUAACAUGAAGCCUCUUGGUGACCCUGAUCAUGACCACUCCUACAACAAUGGGUCUCUGAGGAGCUCAUGGCUGCAAAGGAAGUCUAAAGACACUGAGGUCGAUGUCCGAAUUAUUGAUGAUGAAGUCACCAUCAAACUGAUCCAGAGGAAGAAGAUCAAUCUGUUGCUAUCUGUUUCCAAGCUUCUUGAUGAGUUUCAGCUUGAACUUCAGCAUGCUGCUGGGGGACACAUUGGGAAUUCAUACAGCUUCUUGUUCAACACCAACAUGUAUGAAGGGUCUUCUUUGUAUGCCAGUGCCAUUGCAAACAAGCUCAUUGAGGCCCUGGACAGGCAGUAUGCUGCAACUCCACCUACCAAUAGUUAUGAGUAAAAGGACUACCAAGUCUUUACAAUAUGUUUAUUUAUAUUAAGUUCGUCUAACUACAUUAUAUCAUAUAUGAUGCUGAUUAAUAGAGAGAUUAAAGAACUGGACAAUAAUCUUGGUGUGACAGAGAGCAUGACAUGGAAUACUAUAUAUGUGACUUCUGGGAUUUGAGGAUAUUAUAGCCUCUCAUAUUAUAAAGGUAUAGCCUCUCAUAUAUUGAGCAUAAGUUGUGUGACACAACAAUUAU
Molecule: messenger RNA, 1839 nt
Organism: Argentina anserina (silverweed cinquefoil)
Lineage: Eukaryota; Viridiplantae; Streptophyta; Magnoliopsida; Rosales; Rosaceae
Product: transcription factor bHLH91-like
Exons: 3
Coding region: 333-1598 (421 amino acids)
Biological process (GO): anther wall tapetum development; regulation of DNA-templated transcription
Molecular function (GO): protein dimerization activity
Source: RefSeq, a predicted model, not a curated record